Molecule: messenger RNA, 243 nt
Organism: Kluyveromyces marxianus DMKU3-1042
Lineage: Eukaryota; Fungi; Ascomycota; Saccharomycetes; Saccharomycetales; Saccharomycetaceae
Exons: 1
Coding region: 1-243 (80 amino acids)
Source: RefSeq, a predicted model, not a curated record
AUGUGCCAAGAGAAAAAAAGGAAAAGGGCGGUUUUUCUAGCAUGUGCUUGGGCGUGGUAUUUUGUCUUGGGUAUGGGUAUGGGUAUAGUCAUUGUCCGGGAUGUGGGAGGAGAGGAAGGGAGGGAGGGAGGUUCGUGUGCUAGCUUGCUUUUGGCAUUGGCAUUGGCAUUGCCAAUGAUAAGCAGAGCAUACACAGAGUACACACCUCUAAGGCAAAAAAGUCACGCACCCUGUCCAAACUGA